Cadophora gregata is the source of this 966-nucleotide messenger RNA. RefSeq lists its product as uncharacterized. The record is from RefSeq and is a predicted model, not a curated record. Bases 108 to 692 code for a protein of 194 amino acids. The transcript is spliced from 2 exons. Lineage: Eukaryota; Fungi; Ascomycota; Leotiomycetes; Helotiales; Ploettnerulaceae.
CCAACAUCGACUCGAAAAUUCGGACACCUUCAAGCACUUUCAAGUAUCAGAGCUACGAAACGCAAUCCUUUUUCAAAACAAAUCAACACUCCAGGACUAUCAACACAAUGGCCGCUGUAUCUUAUCGACGUCGUGUGCUUGGUCAGAAAGUCCGUUCAGUCAUAGAUGACAUGGAGUUGCGUAUCAAGGACGACAUGGAUGAUGCACGCCGAAUUGUUAGAUUCGGUACCCACACGGUGCGGGUCAACGAAAUCAUCAGAAAGGUUAAAGCCCGAAUGUUUGACUACGAGGUGCAUGCUUUGGGUGACUUGAUAUCAAGCGUUGACUUGCUCGAUGCAAUCGUAAUUCUCGCCAGAAAUAGGGGUCGCUUGCUCCACGAAUUUGACACAUUCUCUGGAGAUUUGAGAGAGCUAUCGCAAUCAUAUUGCGCCCACCUUUACUACGGCCUUUCACCAGGCUACAAGCCCAAUCAACGCCCAGAAGAGCCUGUCCGAACCCGUCCCAAUCGCCGCGACAGCAGCCCAUACAUCGCAUCACGCAAGGCUAAGCCCGUACCCAAGCCGGAGCCGGAGCCGGAGCCAGAGACAGAGCCAGUUCCUGGUGUGGGUCCAGGUCCGAAGCCUAUCCCCGCUAAGCUGAAGUCAAUGAAAACGGCUGAGUGGGAGGGCUUAGGAUGGCCCAAUACGACCUGAGGCGACUGUGAGAACUGGGAGGAGCUGGCCAUGCAUACAGCUUACAGGGAGAAGCUGGAGAUCAAGGCUAGGCUCAAGGCAUAUGAGGAGGGGAAGUUGAAGGCUACAGAAGCCAAGGUCCCUGUUGAGGUAGGAAAGUCUCCAGCGAAGGGUGGCAAAAACCGAAAGGCUUAGUGACAAGAAAAUAUUAACUUAUCUGGACGUCGGUAUGAUAUAAACUCUGGAUACUAAGUAGUCCCUGAAGAUUCUCUUGUUCCACCUCACAACGGCCAAG